Molecule: messenger RNA, 1182 nt
Organism: Eutrema salsugineum
Lineage: Eukaryota; Viridiplantae; Streptophyta; Magnoliopsida; Brassicales; Brassicaceae
Product: SPX domain-containing protein 4
Exons: 3
Coding region: 162-1088 (308 amino acids)
Biological process (GO): cellular response to phosphate starvation
Source: RefSeq, a predicted model, not a curated record
CUCUCUCUCUCUGUGUAAAGAAAAGAAGAUUCCUCCUCGCUUUCUCUCUCUCGCUCUAGAUAUACAUGCCAAAGCACCGUUCUUAAUUCUUAUCCGGUCCCCAGAAACCAUCGCGAUCUCCGUCUCCAAAGCUCUCAGAUCCAACGAGUAUUUUCUACCCUAUGAAAUUCGGCAAAGAGUUUCGAACCCACCUCGAAGAGACCUUACCUGAGUGGCGAGACAAGUUCCUUUGCUACAAGCCCUUGAAAAAGCUUCUCAAGUAUUACCCUUACUCCUCCUCCGAUUUAGGAUCCGCGAUUCCCGAUCAGAUCGAUUCACGCCCGGUCUUUGCCGACACUACCAACACAUCUUCCGUCGCCGACGACGUUGUGCUUCCCGGCGUCAGGCCUACGGAAGAUCUUCAGGGUUCGUUUGUGAGGAUACUUAAUGAGGAGCUUGACAAGUUUAACGACUUUUACGUCGAUAAAGAAGAAGAUUUCGUUAUCAGAUUACAGGAGCUGAAGGAACGAAUCGAGAAAAUUAAGGAGAAGAACGAAAGCGAGUUCAGUGAAGAAAUGAUGGAUAUUCGCAGAGACCUUGUCACCAUUCAUGGCGAGAUGGUGCUCCUAAAAAACUACAGUUCCCUUAAUUUUGCAGGACUUGUCAAAAUUUUGAAGAAGUAUGAUAAAAGAACAGGUGGACUUCUACGUUUGCCUUUCACACAGCUUGUUCUUCAUCAACCUUUCUUUACAACAGAGCCACUUACAAGGUUAGUCCGUGAAUGUGAGGCGAAUCUUGAGCUUCUCUUCCCAUCAGAAGCAGAAGUUGUAGAGUCUUCUACCACAGUGUCAACCUCACAUCAAAACAACUCACCAAGAAUCUCGGCCCAGACUUCCUCAACUCUCGGCGAUGAAAAUCUUGAUAUAUAUAGGAGUACACUCGCUGCAAUGAGAGCUAUACGAGGUUUACAAAAGGCCAGCUCGACAUACAAUCCUCUAUCAUUCUCAUCGCUUCUUAAGAACGAGGAUGAUGAGACCGUAACAGCUGAAAACUCUCCAAACUCUAGCAAAGAUGAAUCAGACGAGGAAGAUACUGGACCUUCCCACUGAUCAGAAGACAAUCAUGCUCCUUCUGAUCAAGAUUUUGAAAAUUUGCUUCUUACCAUCUCCCUAACUUGUCAUAAAAUUAACACAUUUUGCGUUU